AGACUGAAUUCCGAAAAAAUUCCGUCACGAAAUAUCUUUUUGAAAUUAAACAAUUUGGGAUAACCCCAAGUUCCACCAUGCUGCAUAGACGAUCAUGUCACUCUCCGAAGGUGAAUACGAAGUAUUAGAAGAAUGUAUCGAAAUCAAGCAUCCAAGCACGCAUACCCACAUUCGGACCCUCUCAGCCUGCACAGGCGCCAUCCUAACUUCCCUCCUCGUAACGCCCUUUGAUGUAGUCAAAACCCGGAUGCAGUCGUCAGCAUACCCAUUGUCAACGCAGAGUAUAAUAAGAGUUGUGGUGGGGAGUGAGGGUGUGAAAGGGCUUUGGAGGGGACUGGUUCCAACAUUGGUCAUGUCUGUUCCGUCGACAGUUGUUUAUUAUAUUGGGUAUGAAGAUGUGCGGGGACGGAUGGUGGCACGGUGGGGUGAGGGUGUGUAUGCCCCACUCGUUGCGGGGGGGUUAGCAAGAACGCUUGCUGCGACGUUGACGUCCCCACUCGAGUUAUUGCGUACGCGGAUGCAAGCGGGGAAGAUGCGCAGGGUCCGUGAUGUGAGGGCUUGGAUUAAGAGUGAGGGGGUGAGAGGGUUGUGGAGGGGAUUGGGGCCAACACUUUGGAGGGAUGUACCGUUUAGUGGAAUAUACUGGUUAACAUACGAAAAAACAAAAACCCACCUCCCAAAUCCAACAUCAACCCAUAUCGAAUUCCGCAACGCCUUUCUAUCGGGUGCUGUUGCGGGUACAAUUGCUGCAAUAUUGACCACACCUUUUGAUGUGGCCAAGACAGUCAUGCAAGUCGGUGCAGAAGGGGGGAUGGUGCCGGUUUUGAGGGAAAUUGUGAGGAGGGAGGGGUGGAGGGGGUUGUUUAGAGGAGUGGAGCCGAGAGUGGCCAAAGUUGCGCCGGCUUGUGCGGUGAUGGUGUCGAGUUAUGAGGUUGGGAAACGGCUGUUUUGAUCUUGUUUAGAUUGCGGAUGCGCUUUGCCGUUCGCGGGCGCUUUAUUUAUCUUUACAUUAUUUUAGUGUUUAGCAUGUAUAGUGUUGGAGGGUUGGCUACUAGGCGGGAAGAUCUCUUGAGCAAUAUAUCUGGGCAUCCUCAUUUGAGAACAGUGUGCCUGUGAAUAAAAAUACUUUUCAC
Messenger RNA from Spizellomyces punctatus DAOM BR117, 1133 nucleotides. RefSeq lists its product as uncharacterized. The transcript is spliced from 5 exons. The record is from RefSeq and is a predicted model, not a curated record. The coding region runs from base 95 to 952 and encodes 285 amino acids. Lineage: Eukaryota; Fungi; Chytridiomycota; Chytridiomycetes; Spizellomycetales; Spizellomycetaceae. Gene Ontology annotation, biological process: mitochondrial transmembrane transport.